AUGUAUUAUCACUAUGAAAUUUUGCACGCCAAUUAUGAAACUAAACUUAACGAGGUGCUAAGAGGAUCAAAAUUAGACGAACAAUUUCCAACCUUGGAAGAAUUGAUGGAAAACCUAGAAAAUUUGCCGGCGGAUAUAAAAAAUGAGAAAGAUAACCAAGAAAAGAAGAUUAGUAGUGAACUGUUAAAUGCUAUAAACAACAAAUUUGGUAAUUUAGAUAACUUAAAAAAAAGGCUACUAGAAAGUGCUUUGAAAAUUAGAGGAAGUGGUUGGACUUGGCUAGUAUUGGGAAAGAACAACGAACUCUCAAUUAUUAAUACCGCUAAUCAGGACAGCCCGUGA
Molecule: messenger RNA, 342 nt
Organism: Funneliformis geosporum
Lineage: Eukaryota; Fungi; Glomeromycota; Glomeromycetes; Glomerales; Glomeraceae
Source: the annotation of a GenBank genome assembly